Molecule: messenger RNA, 960 nt
Organism: Peniophora sp. CBMAI 1063
Lineage: Eukaryota; Fungi; Basidiomycota; Agaricomycetes; Russulales; Peniophoraceae
Source: the annotation of a GenBank genome assembly
AUGCCGUCCUCUAUCGCCUCCACGAAUCGCGCGGAUACCGCCGAGUUUCGUCGUCUCAUGUACUUCUUUCAGAAGUUGCAAGAGCCGCGACCGCGCGUACUGGCCCGCCGCGCGCAGCAGCAUCCGAGUCCCGAGGAGACCGAGGAGGCCAGCGACGACGAAUCUGACCCAGUCGUUAUGCCCCGGGACCUCGCGCCACUCGUCCAGAACCUGGCCACCAUUCUGGAGCGGAAUCCAUCGGCUACGGACGACACUUUCGCGCUCCCUUCUCGCCCAACUGCGCCUGCACGCCCGCGUAGCAAGACGAUCGCCGCAUCGCCACCGCGAACCACAUCCAAGAAGGAUGGGUCUUUCGGCGGCAAGAACUUCCAGUUCACAUUCAAGAUGCUCCUCCACAAGCUCUACAACGCCGAAGACUGGGCGAGCAAAGUCGGCGCGCUGCUCGCAGACAGCCAAGCACGCUUUCGCCCGCUGACCGACACGCCACCCACACCACCGCCCGCGACAUCUGCCUUUCCGACCCACAAUACUCCGCGUCGCCGCGCCAUCUCGCAAUCACGAGGCGGGAAGUAUGGGACCAUUGGCAUUGGGCUCGGGCGUCCCACUGGCCAGAUGGGUGCCGCGCCAGACAACGCGAACGGUGCUGCGAGAACCACGGAGCCUGCGUUGAAGCGCCGCAUUGUGAACCGUCGCCGCUCCGCCGCGGAGCCUGAGCUGGGCAAGAUGAAUGUUCAGACAAGUGGAUGGGUCUACGAGGCCGAGGUCUCAAGGCGCCAGCUCGGUCCGCAGGAAAGCAUUCGCCGUCGCAAGCGCGUCGUAUCGAGCGUUGCGUAUAGCGAGGAGCAGAAGGAAGCGCGGCGUGUCUCUGGUGACAUUUCGCCGAUGCUGAAGCGCGAGCGGGCGGUACAGUUCGCGGAUACGCGAGUCAUGGGGAAGCGCUCGCGCAUUGAGGAGGACUGA